Molecule: messenger RNA, 2667 nt
Organism: Peronospora farinosa
Lineage: Eukaryota; Oomycota; Peronosporomycetes; Peronosporales; Peronosporaceae
Source: the annotation of a GenBank genome assembly
AUGGUGCUUCGAGCGGUCAAAUGGGCAGUUCAAGCAGCACUGCUCCUGCAGGUCUUGCAAUAUAGCGCAUCAGUUAAUGGAAUCGACGUAAAUUUUGAAUCUCUUGAAGGGGAAAAAGAGGAGCGGUCUGAAGACGACAUGGAAAUUGCGCCGUUAUCCCCAGGGCCCUUCAAUCCACGAAUGUCUACUGCGAGUUUAAUAAGCGGGCAUGAAGACUAUCUAACAAAAAUGGGCGUUGAUAUUUCUCCUUACUCAUCGACGGGCGACUCGAAGGCAUCUGAUCCUCCGUCAGCGUCGCCUGCGGAUAAAAAAAAGAAUAGUGAUACUACUAAAAAGCUUAGUGAUUCAGACGACACUGGAAAUGAAGACACUGACGACUCUACAGGAGGAGAUAAUGGAUUUGCCAGUCUGCUCAGUGGCUUAAACGGCGGUUCUAAAGGUAAAAACAAUGACGAUGCCAGUCUGCUUGGUGGCUUAGGCGGAUCUAAAGGUGGAGCCAAUGCGCUUAGCACUAUGCUCGGUGGCAAAGGCGGCUCUGGUGAUAUGCCUAGCUUUUCAGAAUUUUUUUCAAAGAUGGCGCCUAGCCUUGGUAGUGGUGAUAUGGGUGGCUUGGGUGCUUUGUUUGGCAUGGUAGACCCGACUGAACCGCAAAACAUAACAGUCAAUGACGGGGACAUCAUUUAUGGUAAAAUGUACGGCAGUGAGGAACACGGUGAUGCCUUCUCGGACGUCAAUAACAUUAAGUUUGGACAGGCUAUUGUGAACAUCACUAUUCGUGGCGCUGCUCGAGUGGAUUCAUUUGGGAUUAUGCCGAUGACUAAGGAAACUGUUGCAGUUAUGGUUCACGGCGGUACUGGCGGAGGCCUGGCUUUUAUUGAUCCGGAUCCAGGUAACACCAUCGAUUCGGUCGAAGUGCACUGGCAAAAGCACAAUGGUAAAACGUGCAUAUUUUACCUUGAGGUGAUCACAAGUGAUGGCCAGACGCUGUCCGCUGGAACAAAAACUGUCAACUCUGCUAUAAUAAAGCCCCCGAAGGACUUUGAAAUUGCCGGAUUUCAUGGCCGUGCGACUACUGAUGGUAUCUACGGUAUUGGCGCCAUUUUCACGAGGGUGGGAGUUAAAGAUGUGGCAGUCACAGAUGUGAUGGCUGUCUCGGACAAGGAAUCUCGUAAUAUAUACCAUUACAAGACGACCAUUCGUAACUGGGUGGGUCCCCAUGAUGAAGUCAUAGGCGGUGGUUGCUACAUGAAGAGGCAUAAUGUCAACAGCAAGAAAAUGUGUCCUUCUGGUUACCGGCAGGAUGGUGAUAAGUGUAUUACUCAAUGCCCGCUUAACUACCCCAUUGAUUGUUAUCUGGAAUGCAUUCCUCAGAAUACUGAUUGCACGCAGGCGGUUCUUGGAAAGGCUUCAUCUGUGAUUUCUGUGGCUCUAAACUUUGCUACAAUGGGUGUUUUUGGUGCUAUGCUGGGACUUUACAAAAAAGCGAAUUUCGUUGUGAUGUGUGCUAUCUCCAUUGUAAACGCUAUUAAGUCGCUUGCCUUCUACCUACGCUAUAGACAACAUCAGAUUGCUCAUACCGACCUAGAGAAGCUGAUGGACAAGGUAUUCCAGUUGCAGAUUGUCGUAAUGGAUUUACCCAUGGCUUUGUGCGCGUGCACUGGCCUAAAGAUUCCAGACAAGUUGAUGUUUUCGUCCUCGAUUGUAAUUAUUGUAUCUACAGUUGUGCUGAUGGUGUUACUGCUUGGUGAAGCGCUUUUCAAAUCAAAGGAUAACUUAUUGAUGAUGUUGCGUGAGUCGGGUGCGAUGAAUCACACUGUUUUAGAGCGGGAUAUCGUGGAGCUUGACGAUUUUCUUCACAAGCAGAAUACCUCCUGCGGUUUUGAGAUACAGACUCUCACGAACCGUGUCAUAGGAAAGGUCAAAGAAAUCCGCGCCGCCACCCCGGAUGCGGAUGAGGACGAUGUGCGCGUCGAGGUGAGCAAAUCACCCAUGAUGACGGAGGAUGUUCCUAUCAUCACGAACCAUUGUAUGGGCGAAGUUUGGAAAACCCACACGAGUGCGUCUGCCUACACUACGCGAAACUUGCUUCGUAAGACCCUUAAUGUCAUUAUCGAGCAGUUGAUUAAAGAUGGCACGACCGACAUGGCCAAGCAUGUGCGUAGGAAGGAGCAAGCGCUUUCUAUCUCGAAUCAGGGUCUUUUCUUUUUGUCCAUGUUGGAUCCUACGGGUAUUGCCUGGAUGGCCUCCGAGUUUGUCCAGCCUAUCUGUGGCCCCACUGAAUUUCUUGGCGAGAUUGAUGACGGUUAUCUGCACGAAGCUCUGGGUCUUGAAACCGUUGACAUGGCGUUUGAAGGGAGCUACGGCAUUUGGAAAAAGGAGGGGGAUGGCUCCGUCAUUGUAUACUUCGAGAGUUUUGACAAGUUUGAUGUGGAUGUGAUUAUCUACUCUGCUGGUCAAAAGAUUAAUGAGGUGAAGGUGCCUUCUCGUGGCAAAAUUACGUGGACUGCCACUGUCAAGGAAUUGGAAGACAAGACUCUUUACAUGGACCGUUGGCGUCCUGGUCUUUUCGGACUUCCGGGUUCUGGUGGUGGCUCAUUGCUUUUGUGGGUUCCGCGGACGUCACUUGGCGGCCACCUUGUCUUGCAUGCCCGCAUUAAUGUAAGCUAA